Drosophila gunungcola (fruit fly) is the source of this 2534-nucleotide messenger RNA. RefSeq names its product U3 small nucleolar RNA-associated protein 14 homolog C. Gene Ontology annotation, cellular component: nucleolus; small-subunit processome. Gene Ontology annotation, biological process: rRNA processing. NCBI's taxonomy places the organism in Eukaryota, Metazoa, Arthropoda, Insecta, Diptera, Drosophilidae. The record is from RefSeq and is a predicted model, not a curated record.
CUAUCGAUAACAAAUCAGCUGUUGCCCUGCUGCACACGUGCGCUGAAAUCUGUAUUGUUAUUUCGUUGGAGAGAAUUUCCGUACUAAAAAUGAGUGAUGACGAGGAGCACUACGAACCGAGGGCACACCAGAAGCUGCUCCAGGCCAUCGGCAGUCUGGGCAAGGUGCAGCACAUCCAGAAGUCCACCCGCGACGAGCGCCAGUCACGCCAGGAUGAGUUCCAGUUGAUGAAAAGCGUGUCAAUCGGCGGAAACGGAGCUGGCACCCAGUCGGUGGGUCUCAACGAUCUGGUGGACAUCCUGCGCACCUCCUCCAAGCACAGAGAGGCGGGCAAGAAGUUGAAGAACGUCCAGGGCACCAGGAAGGUGCUAGCAAAGCCGCUAGAGAAACCGGCAGCGGAUCGCAUCAGACGGACCAUUGGAUACGAGGGAGUGACCAAGAAGCUGGGUCGCUGGGAUGCCGUGGUGGCCCAACAGCGAUCGGCGGAGACUCAGGUCUUUCCCUUACAUUCUGACACGAUUUACGUGAACACCUCGGCUAGUGCCCGUCCUUUGAAUACGCGGACUAAAUCCAAUCUUGCCAAGGAACUCGAGGCCAGCAACCUUAAGCUUCGUGAGCUGCGCAAAGCGCAAAUUGGCGACACCACGGAUGAACAGGAACUGGCCAAGCAGGAGCGCCAACUCCUCCAAAAGAAGCUCACCCGAGAUGAGCUCUUCGCCCGUCGCAAAGAGCUGGCCUACCUGAAGAUGCGCGAGUCCCAGAAAUCGGCAAAGGCACGCAUGCAGAACAAAAUCAAGUCCAAGAAGUUCCACAAGCUGCAGAAGCGCCAAAAGAUCCUGGAGCAGAUGAAGGAGUUCGAGUUGCUGCAGAAGACGAAUCCGGAGGCGGCGCUGGAAAAACUCAAUGCCCUGGAAAAGAGUCGGGUGCAGGAGCGCGCCAGUCUGCGGCACAAGAACACUGGAACCUGGGCCAAGAAUCUGCAGGUACGCGCCAAAUACGACAAGGAUGUGCGAAAGGAUCUGGCUGAGCAACUGGCCGUUAGUAGGGAAUUGACCCAGAAAAAGCAGGAAUCCGACAGCGAAGAGGAGGAAUCCAGCAGGAAGAGAGUGGCUCCUGAGGAGGAGGACAACGAUUACGAUCCCUUCAAUCCUUGGACAAAGCGAAAAACUGUCGAGACAGCUGAAAACGGCAAUGGCGAGGGUGAGGAUUCCAAUUGGCGGCAGUACUGGACGAAACGGAAUAGAAAUGAGAAGCUAUUAGAGGAACAUCGUAGAGACAUGGCAGAGGCGGAACAAGAACAGGACACUAAAGAGCAGGAAGAGAAAGAACAGGACACUGAGGACCAAGAAGAGCAGGAAGAAGCUCCGAAAAAACCACCAGCCAAAGUUAAGACUGCCAAGAAAAUCACUAAGAAAUCAAAUGAUAAAUCAGAAAAUGCCAAGAAAAUAGUUAAGAAAUCAAAGGUUAAAAUGGAAAAUGGUUGGCAGGUCGAAGAGGUUGAACCCAGAAAACUCAAAGGAAAAUCGAAUGCGAGUUCAAUAGAAGAUAUUUUCGAAAAACACGAGGACCAACUGCGAGCCAAGCUAAGCAAGAAGCUGGAUAAGCUAAAGCAACGGGUAGAUAAACUUAAAGAAGCCCCUGUCAAGGGAAAGAAGUCUAAAAAGAAGGACGCCUUGAAGAACCUCAAAAGUCUAGCCUUGAAAAAAACAAAACAACAGAUCGAGAUUGACGAGCCCUUAAAUUACGGGGAAGAAAAGGAGCCGCAAAAGAAAGUGCCAGACCAAUUGGAGAGCAAUCCAGAAACUACAAAGAACCCUACCGUGGACACCAUCGAUCCCAACAAGGUGACAACACUAGUGUUUAGCCAAAAGAAGACGAGCUCCAGUGGCAUUAAUGAUGCUCUGAUGGACGACGAGGCGGCCGAAUACGAUGAAGCAGAUGCGGCAGCCGAACGCCAGUUGACCAUUAGUCAGGCCUUCGAGGACGAUGACAUUAUUGCCGAUUUCAAUCGGGACAAAACCAAGGACUCGGAGCUGAAGAACACAGAGCUGCAGCUGGCUCUGCCAGGAUGGGGCUCCUGGGCGGGCGCCGGCAUUUCCCAGGCGGUGAUGGAGCGGCGCAACAAGCGGCUCCUGCUCAGGCUGGCCGCCCCGGAAAAGCGACGCGACGACAACAAGGACAACCUCUACCUGAACGAGUCGGCCAGCAAGAUGGCACGCGAGCACAUGGUCUCCAGCAUCCCAUUUCCUUUCCGAUCCCUGGCCGACUACGAGGCCAGCAUUCGUGCCCCGAUUGGCCGCAACUUUGUGCCGGAGACGGCCUUCAGGAUGCUGACUCGUCCCGCGGUCAUCACACGCAAGGGCCACGUCAUCGAGCCCAUGACGGAGAGCGAGCUGGUCAAGCCGGUACGGCGGCUGCGUCACAUUGUGGACAGCAGGAUAAGGCGCAUCCCGAAAGUACCAUCCAAGGCGAAGAUAGCUUAGAACUAGAAAUAGACAUACAAAUAAAUUGGAUUCAAAUUGAAACAAACGCAA